AUGAACCUGCAUCCCCCACCAGUAUUUCUGCCUUCCCCUGGCAAACCGGCCAUUCCCUGGGAGGAGUGGAUACAACUCUUCACGACUUACAUGGAAGCCUGCGGUGGAACGGGAUAUGCAUCUACACGUAAGAAGUGCAUUUUACUGAACUGUCUUGGAGUGGAGGGACAACGGGUAUUCCGUACUUUACCUGCUACGGCAGUUUCCUCGACCGUUGAUGAGACGGAAGACGUGUAUGCUGCCGCGGUGCAGAGCCUACAACGCUUCUACUUGCCAGCCCUUAAUCGAACGGUCGAACGAUACCGGUUUCGUGCAAGAGCGCAACAUCCAGGUGAAUCGAUUGAUGAGUUUAUUACGGCGCUGCGAACCCUUAGUGCAAACUGCAAGUUCGAGGCCAUGGCUGAAGACAUGAUUUGUGACCAGUUGGUGGAAAAGACAUCGAGUCAGGCUGUCAGGGAUCGCCUUCUACUAGAACCCGACCUGACCUUGGACACUGCUCUGGCAAUUGCAAAGCAAGUGGAGCAAGCGCAAACAGAAUCAGCUCUCCUGGCUACUCAGCAACACCACGCUACCGUCUCAGCUGUAGCUCGCCAUGAGAAGAAAACGUCGAAUGCAUGCUAUAGAUGUGGGUCGACGAAGCACUUGGCAAACAGUCCCAGUUGUCCUGCUAGGAACAAAACUUGCCGGUCAUGUAAGAGAAAAGGACACUUUGAGUCAGUGUGUCGACAGAAGUCCUCGGCACAAGCAACCUCGGUCAAGGAGGUGGACGUAGACGUCUAUACAACAUCGACGUCCACCACAAAGCCAAUUUUCUGUGAAAUACAAGCUGCGGGCGUGCCCUUACGUCUCCUGGUCGACACAGGCUCAGCGGUCUCCCUUUUACCUUCUAACGUCUACCAUGAGAAGUUUUCUCAUCGGCCUCUUCACAAGUCAGGAAUCGUACUUAGAGACUACUCUAAAGCAAUCAUCUCCACGGAAGGGAUAUUCUCUGCUACAGUAUGUUUCGGCGACAGGACUGCCACUUGUACAUUUCAUGUGGUGCGCAAAGGAGCUGCCAUUGCUGGCAUGGAUAUGUUGCGCGCCUUGGACAUCGCCAUUGUACCUGCUCAGCAGCUUUGCCGGAAAGUGUCGGCGACACCCGCAGCACAGGUACCUCCGUGCCUGGCGAAAUACCCUACUCUUUUCUCCGAGGAACUGGGACUGGCGAAGGGUUACAGACACAAAGUAACGAUGAGGACAUCGGUCGAACCAGUACAGCAAAAACUUCGCCGCCUUCCGUUGGAGGUUCGUCAAAAAGUCUCGGAGGAACUGCAGAAGCUGGAGCAGUCGGACAUUAUAGAGCGCAUAGAUGCCUCUGAAUGGGUGUCCCCAAUUGUAGCUGUCUGGAAGAAGACUGGAGAGCUAAGACUAUGCGUGGACCUCAGAAAGCCCAAUACAGCCAUCGUCAUUGAUAGCCACCCCUUGCCUCACAUGGAGGACAUCUUUCAUCACCUUGCUGGCGCUUCGUACUUUUCAAAACUGGACCUCUCUUCCGCCUAUCAUCAGAUGGAGCUUGCAGAAGAAAGUCGAAAUUUAACGGCGUUCAUUACUCACGAGGGCCUCUUUCGCUACAAGCGUGUAUGCUUUGGGUUGGCAUCAGCGGCUGCUGCAUUUCAGAAGAUGUUGGCGAUGGUCCUAAAGGGUCUAAAAGGUGUUAUGCACUACCUUGAUGAUAUCUUGGUAUACGGUGCUACAAUGGAGGAGCACAACCUUAGAUUAGAUAGAGUCCUCUUCGCACUGGAGGCCGCUGGACUGAGGUUGAACAAGAAGAAAUGUGUCUUUGCCACCCGCGAGUUACAGUUUCUGGGACAUUCUUUAUCGCCGGAUGGGUUGAGUCCGCUGCAGGAUACAUUGGAAGCCAUUCGUGAUGCGCCAUCUCCGCAGGAUGUCGUAUCCUUGCGCUCAUUUCUUGGCCUUGCUUCGUACUACCUCAAGUUCGUACCCCACUUCGCCACGGUGGUGGAGCCGCUUCGGCGACUGCUUCGCAAGGAGACACGAUUUCUAUGGACUGAAGAGCAAGAAACCGCAUUCAACAAAGUCAAAUCUCUCAUCCAACAGUGCGUACCGCUGGCUCUCUUCGAUGCUUCGCUUCCUACAAUUGUCACGGCAGAUGCAUCAAAUUUCGGUCUGGGAGCUGUACUGCAGCAGGAGCAUCCUGACGGUCUACGUACCGUCUGCUUCGCCUCAAGGGCUAUGACAGCGACAGAAUACCGGUACUCAACUGGGGAGAAGGAAGCUUUGGCAUGCUUGUGGGCGUGCGAGAAGUGGCACGUAUUACUUUUUGGACGCAAAUUUACACUUUGCACCGACCAUCAAGCCUUGGUCACGCUUUUGUCAACCCAAGGUACUGGACGGCAACCAAUGCGUAUUGCAAGAUGGGCUGCACGUCUCCUUCAGUACAAUUACACCAUCGUAUACAAGAAAGGAGAGCAUAACUUCGUCGCCGACGCCCUGUCACGUCUUCCCCUACCUCACAAGCUGGCUACAACCGGAGAUGAAGAUGAAGAUGAGUUAGUGUGCUAUGUUCAGCAGGCGCUAUCCUGCAUCACCAUGCAGGAGCUGCUGCAGGCUAUGGACGAUGACGUCGUACUCCGUCAGGUUUUAAGUUGUUUGGAACAUGACCCUCAACUGGACAAGCAGCAGCAAGAGCAACUUUCUCCAUAUCUCAAACUUCGCGACGAGAUCACUUCGGUGGGAGGUAUCGUACUCAGAGGGUCAAGGAUAAUCCCUCCUUCCUCGCUGAGGAAACGAAUUGUCGACAUCGCUCAUGAGUCACAUUCGGGAAUCGUCCGGACGAAGCAACGUAUACGUGAGCGUUAUUGGUGGCCUCGUAUGGACGCUGAAAUUGAGACUUAUGUACGAGACUGUUACAUAUGUCGUGAAGCGGACAAGACUGCGGUGACGCACAAAGCACCUCUACAGCCAGUACCUUUCCCUUGCGGUCCGUGGAAGCAGUUGGGGAUAGAUAUCGUAGGUCCAUUCGGCAACCUUCCAGCACGCUGCCGUUUCGCUAUCACAGCUGUGGAUUAUUUUAGCAAGUGGCCGGAGGUAGCGUUUUUUUCGCAUGUCACCACAGAAGUUAUCCUUGAGUUUUUAAUGGACAUCUUCGUUCGUGAGGGAUACCCUGAAAUUUUGGUUUCGGAUCACGGGCCUCAAUUCGAAGCUCUACAGUUCAAGAAUUUUCUUGCCGAGAGGGGUAUACUGCACCGACAGUCGGCAAUAUACCAUCCUGAAGCAAACGGACAGGUGGAACGCUUCAAUAGAGUUCUGAAGGGCUUCCUCCAAACGAUUUCACUCACUGGGAGGAUUGUGUCGCUAGAUGUGAAGGCGUUCCUGGGGAUCUACAGGGCUACGCCUCACGCAGCAACGGGGUUAUCGCCAUCAGAGCUGCUACAUCAGAGGCGCAUGAAAUCAAAACUCGACGUAGCCGGAUUCCCGAACCUGGACAAAGAUAUUCAGAGGGAAAUGGCUUCGCUACGUGAGCGUAUCAAGAAGUAUCAGGAAAAGACUAAAGCUUAUUUCGACGAACGCCACCGGGUGAGGACCCCUAAGUUCCAGCCGGGAGACUAUGUACGCGUCCAUCUACCCGGUCACCGUCCGAAAGGAUCCCGGGCGUAUGGUCCGCCCAUCGCCAUACAAGAGCAAGUGGGACUCAGCACGUUUGUCUUGGCGGAUGGGACAGUGCGCAACGCGUCUAGACUAGCUGCAUCCGAAAUUGGACAACAGCCUGUCAACUCAGGGUUACCUACCCAAACAAACGCCACCCUUAGGCGUUCGGAAAGGACACGGAAACCACCGGAUCGCUUCCGACCAUAA
This is a messenger RNA of Ornithodoros turicata, 3855 nucleotides long. RefSeq lists its product as uncharacterized. The coding region runs from base 1 to 3855 and encodes 1284 amino acids. Gene Ontology annotation, biological process: proteolysis; DNA integration. Lineage: Eukaryota; Metazoa; Arthropoda; Arachnida; Ixodida; Argasidae. The record is from RefSeq and is a predicted model, not a curated record. The transcript has a single exon. Gene Ontology annotation, molecular function: nucleic acid binding; zinc ion binding; aspartic-type endopeptidase activity.